Heterobilharzia americana is the source of this 225-nucleotide messenger RNA. NCBI's taxonomy places the organism in Eukaryota, Metazoa, Platyhelminthes, Trematoda, Strigeidida, Schistosomatidae. The record is from the annotation of a GenBank genome assembly.
AUGACACUAGAAUUAUGUACAAUUUCAUCACAACAACACCAUACUUCCACUAUUACUACAGCUACUUCAGCUGCUACUACGCUUACUGAUGCCACUGCUACGGUUAUAACUGACUUUGAUUCUAAUUUCACUACAACAACUAGUAUGGAUGAUAUACUUUAUGCUACAGUUGAUGAAAAUGAUGAAAGUAUAAUUGAGUUAAAUAGUCGACAAGAAAAAAUAUAA